UCUCAGCUUGGACGGUGUGAAGGCCACGCGUAGAAGGGGGGAUAUAUAAUCAAGACAAAUCCCAUUCUGGUUCUUUCUCUCGAACCUCUAUUCCGAAUGAGUAUUUGAAUCGCCCCUUUUCUACUGAAGAACCACCACAUCACGCCAGGUGCAGUGCAGAGAGAGUCUAUCUGCAAGCGGACAACUGCAAUCUAUACUUAGCACACGUUACCUACGGCACCUACCCCGCGACCCCACCACCACCACCCGCCCGAAACACCCUUGUGGACAACGACAGCUCUCCCUUUCCUCUCCUUGCGACUGCGACACACAACUCUCUCCCUCCACGAACCCUACCAACCACCCAAAUCCACCAACACACCCACACAUCACACCAACACACAAUCCGCAAUGGCCUCAACACACACCUACAAGUUCAACGUCAGCAUGAGCUGCUCCGGCUGCUCCGGCGCCAUCGACAGGGUGCUCAAGAAGCUCGACGGCGUCGAGUCGUACGAGGUCUCCCUCGAGAACCAGACCGCCACCGUCGUCGCCAAGGACGACCUGCCCUACGAGAAGGUGCUGCAGACCAUCGCCAAGACGGGCAAGAAGGUCAACACGGGCGAGGCCGACGGCGUCUCGCAGAGCGUCGAGGUCGCCGCCGCCGCCUAGGGGGGUUUUGUCUUGUUUUGACGGGCCUGGAUGGCGCCGCAGGAAGGAGAGGGAGGAUGGAAUGGGUGGGCGUCUCGUCUGGCAACCAACCACAGACUGGACUGCCGUUGUCAAGACGUGGGUUGGGUUUGGAUGACCCGGGGCAAAUGAUAGGGUCUCGAGGGGGUUUAGGCCCAUGGGAGCGGAUAGAAAAGAGCUUGAUAAUACCGAUACCUGGUUAACCUUCCU
Messenger RNA from Diaporthe batatas, 879 nucleotides. RefSeq names its product copper metallochaperone ATX1. Bases 391 to 651 code for a protein of 86 amino acids. Gene Ontology annotation, molecular function: copper chaperone activity; metal ion binding. Lineage: Eukaryota; Fungi; Ascomycota; Sordariomycetes; Diaporthales; Diaporthaceae. Gene Ontology annotation, cellular component: cytosol. Gene Ontology annotation, biological process: copper ion transport. The transcript has 2 exons. The record is from RefSeq and is a predicted model, not a curated record.